Molecule: messenger RNA, 1030 nt
Organism: Triticum dicoccoides
Lineage: Eukaryota; Viridiplantae; Streptophyta; Magnoliopsida; Poales; Poaceae
Product: LOB domain-containing protein 4-like
Exons: 2
Coding region: 146-667 (173 amino acids)
Source: RefSeq, a predicted model, not a curated record
CUGUGUGCCUCCUCGACCUUUUCCUUCCUCACAGAGGACCCUAUAGCCAAGGCGAGGCGGCAUUAUAUUGCAUUCCACCUACGUGCCGGUGCACUUGCUCUCGUCUCCUCUCCGAAUUUGGCGGAGGAAGAAGCGGCGAGGCGGCAUGAAGGAGGUGGCGGCGGGCGGCGCGGGGGUGUCCCCGUGCGCGGCGUGCAAGCUGCUGCGGCGGCGGUGCUCGCCGGGGUGCGUGUUCGCGCCCUACUUCCCCUCCGGCGAGCCGCACCGCUUCGCCAGCGUGCACAAGGUCUUCGGCGCCAGCAACAUCAGCAAGCUCCUCCAGGAGAUUCCGGCGGAGCACCGGGGCGACGCGGUGAGCAGCCUGGUGUACGAGGCGAACGCGCGCGUGCGGGACCCCAUCUACGGCUGCGUCGGCGCCAUCACGUCGCUGCAGCGGCAGGUGGAGUCGCUGCAGACGCAGCUCGCGCUCGCGCAGGCUGAGAUGGUCAGGCUCAGGAUGGCCGACGCCUACGGCGGCACCGCACGCCGCGGCGGCGGAAGCACCGCCAGCGGCUCGCCGUCCUCCAUGUCGUCGCCGACCAAGACGGCGGACCGCCAUGACAUGGCUGUGGAUCAGUCCGGCGUCAUGGAGCUGGAGCUGGAGUGCUCCAGGUUCUGGUCAUUCUGAAGGCUGGGCGACAAGCUAUAUUAUUACUUAGGCUGAUGAUUUAGUGCGUGAUCAGGUGAUGGUUUGGUAUAUAUAGAAGCAUUAGUAUUUAAAAGUAGACUACGGUGACACCGGGAGGAAGGUGAGGGCAGAGUGAAAGCCCUUCUUCUCUCCUCUCCUAUAUACGCCUCCAGCAAGUCCGCGGAUUUUUGGCUGUGCUUUUGUUGACAAGGGUGGAAGAAACACUCCUACAGGCUACAGACAUUUUGGUAUUUUGGUGUGUGCUUUGUGCUACCCCAUUGCAAGAACAUUGCUGCCCUUUGAAUUCUAUCUAGUUGGACAGUCGGACUCCGCAACAGAAAUGCAGGUUGUCAUGUUUAUGCC